AUGAAGCGUGUAAACACAGCAACAGCUGAAGAGGACAACGAAAAUUCAAGUGAUUCCUAUGAUUCAAACCAUGAUGAAAGUAACCCAAGUACAAAAGGAGCGACUUCGACUGAUGAACCAACGAAAAGUAGAAAAACUGUGUCUCUAAAGAAGGCGAAACUGCCGAAACCUGCCCAACGGUUUCAAAAUUCUUGGCUCUCUGAGAAUCAGUUUAAGGACUGGCUAGAAAAGCGAGCUGGAUUUCCCUACUGUAAACUUUGUGAUUGCAAACUAUCCUGUGCAAAAACUGCUCUGAGACGACACGUGGAGAACAAGAAGCAUAACGAGAUAAGCCAAAUAAAACGACAAGUCACGCGUCCACUAAGCUUGUUGUUGGGAUCCAAGGAACGGGCAGCACGAAUGGAAAUAAAACUUUGCCAUUUCAUCGUUGAAAAAACCCUUCCUCUGAGCAUAGUGGAUGACCUAUUGCCUGUCCUCAGGGACCUUUUUCCGUCCGACGAAACUCUGCACCAAGUAACCCUGGGAAAGCAAAAGGCUACUAACAUUAUACGCCAAGUACUGGGAUUUCAUUCUAUUGAACUUUGCGUGUCAAAGCUAAGAGCCAACAAGUUUUCGUUGAUUAUAGACGAAACAACUGACCGGUCCACCACAUCGCAGCUUGCAAUACUGGGAAUCUUCUUUGAUGAACAUAAUUUUAGACUUGAAACAGUAAUGAUUGACUUGAUACCAUUACCAAAUGGUGCGGCAGCUACUAUUUAUGAAAGUCUCAUCAAGAGUUUGAAGGACAAAGACAUCCCCAUGAGAAAUGUCAUAGGCUUCUGCGCUGAUACCUGCAAUGUCAUGUUCGGGGUAAAUCACUCAGUGGCCCAAAUGCUGGUGCGUGAUUAUCCCUGGAUUGUAGCGGUAAAGUGCUCAUCCCAUUUAAUCCAUCUGUGCAGCUCAUACGCCUCCACGAAGCUUCCGAAGUCUCUUGAAGAUCUUUGCAGGAAUAUAUACUCGCAUUUUAGCCUGUCCAGCAAGAGAACUGUGGCAUUUAAGGAGUUUCAGGGGUUUUUCAAGCUGGAAGAACUGAGAAUUUUAAAGCCAGGUAUAUUAAUAUCUAAUAUAUUAUGUUUGAACAUGUUUUGGUAUUUUUCAUUGUCUCGUUCACUUAUUUUACUGUAUUUCUUUUACAAAUCUAGUUCAGACUAGAUGGUUGUCUAUGAAGUUAUGUGUGAAACGAAUCCUGGAACAGUAUGCUGCAUUAAAGUUGUACUUCACCAAUGUUGUAUUUGAAGACCCUACCCACACAAAUGAUUUAAUACUGGAGAGAUUGAACAACAAAUUCACUGAAGCCUACUUGGAGUUCUUGGACUACAAUUUGGGCAGGUUGGUGUCUUUUAAUGUUCUUUUCCAAAGCGAAAUGCCACUACUGUAUAAGCUUAAAGGGGAAGUCGAGAAGCUAAUAAAGGCACUCUGUUUUGACUUUAUGGAGGUAGCCUUUGUGAGGAGCACUGAUGCUUUCAAUAUUGAUCCCUCCAGAAGUGAUAAGCAGGUUCCGCUAAAUCAAGUGUACCUCGGUAUUGCAGCAACUGACACUUUCUUUACCAUUAGAGCUGAACUUGGAAAUGAAGAUGCUGGUAUUUCUGUUGUUUACUCUCAUUGCAGAGAUUUUUUGGUUGAAGCAGUGAAACAGAUUCAAAGUCGGUUUAGUGACUGCAAAAACCUAGAUGCGCUUUCAUGCCUUUCCCCAAAUGUUGCUUAUAAUCUGAAGAUUCCUUCACUGAGUGGUUUGUACAAGAAAAUGCCAAUCCUCGCAGAUGUUGCUGAUUUACAAAGCAUUGAUGAAGAAUGGAGAAGUCAUUCACUGAACCCAGACUUGAAUGAGCAACUCAGUGCGGAAGAAUACUGGCAUGAGAUAUUCAAGGAGAAAAACUGUUUGGGUGAGCAGGCAAAGCCAAAUUUGGUAAAGGUUGUGAAAUUGCUCCUGUCUUUGCCAUAUUCUAAUGCAGCAGUCGAGCGAGUAUUUAGUCAACUUAAGUUGAUUAAAACUGAUCACAGAGCUAACCUUAAGCAUGAAAGUUUACUAGCUCUGUUAACCACAAAGAUGACAAUCCUGAAAUCAAGCUCAUCAGAGAGUAACAGUUGUAAAACUGUUAAACUUGAUUGCACUAAGGAAAUGCUAAGUCUUCACCAUGUCAUGAAAGCAAAUGCUGAUGAUGAUGAUGUCACUACACUGCGAAAAGAGUUUAUAAAAAAACUGAAAACAGACUAG
Molecule: messenger RNA, 2254 nt
Organism: Paramuricea clavata
Lineage: Eukaryota; Metazoa; Cnidaria; Anthozoa; Malacalcyonacea; Plexauridae
Source: the annotation of a GenBank genome assembly